Molossus molossus (Pallas's mastiff bat) is the source of this 1582-nucleotide messenger RNA. RefSeq names its product small nuclear ribonucleoprotein polypeptide A (gene SNRPA). Gene Ontology annotation, molecular function: U1 snRNA binding. The coding region runs from base 522 to 1370 and encodes 282 amino acids. NCBI's taxonomy places the organism in Eukaryota, Metazoa, Chordata, Mammalia, Chiroptera, Molossidae. The record is from RefSeq and is a predicted model, not a curated record. Gene Ontology annotation, cellular component: U1 snRNP. The transcript is spliced from 6 exons. Gene Ontology annotation, biological process: mRNA splicing, via spliceosome.
CAGCAGGAGCCAUUUGUCGGACCAGUAGCUCUGUUGGUAAGUGAUUGCGGGUGCAGGCGGCCCAGGCGUCGGGCAGGCGGAGCUUUUGGCACCUGGGUCUUCCCGCGCCUCGUGUGGGGAAACUGUUUUCCCACUGCGCGUGGCCAGGGCACCACAAAAUCUCCCUUUCCUUUAACUGGCGUUUACCUCCGGGUUCUUUUUCCUGGGCCGCCAUGUGAGAGCUGGGCCAAUGGGAACCACCACUCAAUACGCUCCGCCUAUUAAGUCGCGUGGAGCAUCCUGGGACUCGUAGUAAACUUCGAGAUUUGCCGCACCACGCGGGAGGAGAAGGGGGUUCCUGCGUUUGCUUUGUUUUCUAAGCUGUGCACCCUUCUUCCGUCCUCCCCGCCUUACCUGACUUCCUCCUGGAAAGAAGAUCUCUGAGGAGCCCGUUAAUCCCACAUUAGGAGAAGGGGUUUUGAGAAACCCAGGGCUGAAGUUACUUUUUUCAUUCUUUCAGUCCUACCGCAGCACCUUCCUCCAUGGCAGUUCCCGAGACCCGCCCCAACCACACUAUUUAUAUCAACAACCUCAAUGAGAAGAUCAAGAAAGAUGAGCUGAAGAAGUCCCUGUAUGCCAUCUUCUCCCAGUUUGGCCAGAUCCUGGAUAUCCUGGUGUCACGGAGCCUGAAGAUGAGGGGCCAGGCCUUUGUCAUCUUUAAGGAGGUCAGCAGCGCCACCAACGCCCUGCGCUCAAUGCAGGGUUUCCCCUUCUACGACAAGCCCAUGCGCAUCCAGUACGCCAAGACCGACUCGGAUAUCAUUGCCAAAAUGAAGGGUACCUUUGUGGAGCGUGACCGGAAGCGGGAGAAGAGGAAGCCCAAGAGCCAGGAGACCCCAGCUGCCAAGAAAGCCGUGCAGGGCGGGGCAGCUGCCCCUGUAGUGGGAGCUGUCCCGGGGCCUGUCCCGGGCAUGCCGCCGAUGACUCAGGCGCCUCGCAUCAUGCACCACCUGCCGGGCCAGCCUCCCUACAUGCCACCCCCUGGCAUGAUCCCACCUCCAGGUCUCGCACCCGGCCAGAUCCCACCGGGGGCCAUGCCUCCACAGCAGCUUAUGCCAGGCCAGAUGCCACCUGCUCAGCCUCUUUCAGAAAACCCACCAAAUCACAUCUUGUUCCUUACCAACCUGCCAGAGGAGACCAAUGAGCUCAUGCUAUCUAUGCUCUUCAACCAGUUCCCUGGCUUCAAGGAGGUCCGGCUGGUCCCAGGGCGGCACGACAUCGCCUUUGUGGAGUUUGACAACGAGGUUCAGGCAGGGGCCGCCCGAGAUGCCCUGCAGGGCUUCAAGAUCACCCAGAACAACGCCAUGAAGAUCUCCUUUGCCAAGAAGUAGCGCCUUUUCCCCAUGCCUGCCCCUACCCCCUGUUUGCAGGCCUCCCCUCUUCCCCUUGGCUCGGCCUCCUGAAGGUAAGUCCCCCUCGGGGGCCUUCUUGGAGCCGCAUGUGUGAGUGAGUGGUCACACAGCAUUGUACCCAGAGUCUGUCCCCAGACAUUGCACCUGGCGCUGUUAGGCUGGAAUUAAAGUGUUUUUUGAUGUUUGAUUUU